UUGGCCCAGCCCUUCUUUUGUGCACGCUACUCCAUUUUCCUGAUGUUAUUCAUUGCCACCAUGAUAAGGUAUUUACCAGCUUUAUUCACUGUCUUUUUUGCUGGCUUUUAACUCCCCUCUCUCUGCCUUUCAGAAUCGGCAGUCGCGACUGUUCAGUGUCUCUCUUUUGCCUUUUUAAAUGCUGUUCCUUAGCGUUCAAUCUAACGCGGUCAUUCCCUUUUAAAAUCUUCCUUGUCUUAUUGAUGAUUCUAUCGCAGUCCUUCUUUAGGACACCCCAGUUUUCAUCAGAGAAAUGUUUGAAGGUACUAUACACCAUUUGAAUGGCAAUGUCUGUCGACUUUGGGGGGAGGGAGCCCCCCUCAAAUAUUUUUCCGGUGAGGGAACACCCCUUGGCCCCUAGGAGUUGGCUCCUUUGUUUUCUGGCUAGAAUGUUUCCUUGAACUUCAUAACGCCUCUUGCCUGCCAGGAAAGAGAAGGACUUGUAUCAAAAACCCCAAACUAUUUGAAAGACAGAAUAAAUGUGCCCAUUUCUGAUGCAGGUGGAUUUCAGAAAAAUCAAGACUGUCCUCUUUGCUCAAAGGACUGUUCCGGUAAGGACAGUGACACUGCUGUUGGCAGGAGAUCAACGCUGGCAUUGAUUUGCCAUCCCUGAUAACUUGGGCUCUCUGAAUCACGAGGGAUUAAACACACCAAAGUAUUUUGUGUGGGAGGACAAGCUUCACAAAAAUGAAGAUGUGUUGCAAGAGCAGUCAGUGUCUGUCGUAAGGAAGGGCGCUUGGCCUUCAGAGGCUAUGGAAAUCACAUGCACCUCUUCCCUCUGGAGGAGGGGUUGGGGAAAUCCACACACCUCCACAUACACUCCACCCUGUGUGAACAAACAACCGCAGCAAUCAGUAAUGCAAGAAAGCCUGCAAUCUCUGAACAGAUUACUAAAUUACUUUUUUUCUUCUCAAUUGAAAGCAAUGUGGGUUGGCUGAGGAUGUUCUCUUGCACAUGCUGUAGACUGCACUAAAGCCACUUGGCAUCGGCUAAGGUGAGGUCCCUACCUCUGUACUUCUGGGUUGGAGGGAAAUGGCAUUUGGUGGAACUCUGUGGAUGCUGAUAUUAUAUAUGAUCAUUUUCAUUCACUUCUUGCUGUUUGCACGGGGAGUUUAUUAUCAUUUUACAAGGACCCACAUUCCUCCAGGAAUCACCCAUGGCCGAAAAUUACUAUUUUACAGUUUUGCAAUGGGAUAUUUCCUUGAACUGGGAGUGUUUCUGGAAAAACUGGGCAUUUGCCAUAGAUAUUUCAUCUUGAGGACUGUGUACGAUGCCAUACCAACAAGGAAGGACUCAAAGUUGAUUAGAAAGGACCUGGUUUUUGAUGGGGUGCCCGUGAGGGUGUACUGGCCCAAGACAUCACCUGCUGGGAACAGGAGAGGAAUCAUCUUUCUUCAUGGAGGCGCUGGACUCAUUGGAAGCAUCCAAGCCUCUGAAAAGGUCUGCUGUUCCUUUGUCCACGAAAGUGAUUCAGUGGUUGUGAGUGUCGGAUUUCGUUUAGCACCUGAACAUCCCUAUCCAGUCCCUGUACUGGACUGUUUAACUGCUACAAUACACUUUCUGAAGAAUGCCAAGGAAUAUGGAGUGGACCCCAACUGCAUUGCCAUUGUAGGGGAGAGUAGCGGAGGCACUUUUGCUGCAGCUGUUUGCCAAGAACUGGUGACCAGGAGGGACCUCCCAAGGCUGCAAGCUCAGGUCCUCAUCAACCCAUUCCUACAAACAGGGGACUUUGAUUUGCCAUCCUAUCAGCAAAACCAAUCAGUUCCUCCAUUGUUCAGAAAACGAACUAUCAAAUUUGGUGUGAGACAUCUCACUGGGAAGGACAUGAACGUGGACACGGUGAUAAAAGGUGCCCAUGUCCCUCCUGAUUUGCGGGAGAAAUACCGAAAAUGGAUCAGUGCUGAUAACAUUGCAGAAGAAUUUAAGGCUAGGGGCUAUGUCCCUCACGCUCCUGCCCUAUUUUCAGAAGAACUCUAUGAACAAGUUAAAAGAGGUGGUGAGACAAUGUUUGCUCCCCUUGUAGCAGAGGACGACAUAAUCCGCCAGCUCCCAGAGACUUUCAUUCAAACCAGUGAGUAUGAUGUUCUCCGGGAUGACGGACUGUUGUACAAGAAGCGGUUAGAGGACAACGGUGUGCCAGUGACAUAUCAUCAUCUUUCAGAUGCAUGCCAUGCAACGAUCGCCUAUUUGGGUUGGGGGCCACUUGAAUUUCCGAGCUCAAAGAAAUCUUUGCAGGAUGUGGUACAGUUCUUAAAAGGUUUAUAUAAAUGAAUGACCAGCCUCUCUCCAUCAUCCUGACCAGCACUUCACCCAGCGACAGCACAAGCAGCGGGUCAGGGGGAAGCGGAAUGGAGGAGGGAAGGCUUAGCGAGGCAUCAGAGCUCUGGCAACGCUCUGGCCAACAAGUGGAGGAGGGAUGGCUCAGGGAGACGUCGGAGCCCAGGCACUGCCCCAGCCGGCCAGGGGAAGAAGGGGCACCGCUCCUUCCGGCGCCCAAAUUGAGGUGCGCGCCCAAACGCAGGGCGAAGGGUGCCCAGGUUAUUAUGCUGGCCCUGAAGUCCACGGGCGCCAUUGCCGGGUUCUGAGAGUGACUAGGAGGUCAUGCUUUCUGCACU
Molecule: messenger RNA, 2654 nt
Organism: Zootoca vivipara (common lizard)
Lineage: Eukaryota; Metazoa; Chordata; Lepidosauria; Squamata; Lacertidae
Source: RefSeq, a predicted model, not a curated record